AUGGGUCCUCUAUCGCAACCGAACGGAACCUCACUGGAUUGGGCUGAUGCAGCAGUCAUGGGCCUGGAUGAAUCCGUCGUUCUUGCCGGGUCCACCGAGAUUGACGGCGAAGACGGCUUCGCGGCGCUCGAGCUCGAUUCUGAAGGAGUGGAACUGUGGAGAUGGGAGGACAGCCCUGGUGGCGGUACUUGCAGAACGUACGGCGUGACGGUGUCAGACGACGGCUCUGUGGUCGGCGCUGGGUAUAUCUGGAGCGGCGACUGGGCCACACCAAGUUUGGGGGAAACUGAUUUCAUCGCGUACAAAUUGGCCAAAGAUGGCACUCUGCUCUGGAAAUGGCAGGUAACGUAUGAGUGA
Messenger RNA from Ectocarpus siliculosus, 357 nucleotides. The record is from the annotation of a GenBank genome assembly. NCBI's taxonomy places the organism in Eukaryota, Phaeophyceae, Ectocarpales, Ectocarpaceae.